UGAGCGAUUUUUGAAGAGGUGGAGCAUAGGCCCCCAACUUCUGAAACUGAUGGGGCUGCAACCGGAAAGACUCUGGGAAUGGUAGUUUCCGGCGUCAGCCUGCGCAGGCGCACUGUCCUACGCGGCAUUGGCGCGCGAGCCCCUUACCUCAAGCUGCCCGGUGCCUCCCACGGUAUCCGAAAGUCCGCGGGAACCAGGCUCCAAUGUCUGGGCCUCUCCGUCUCUGAGAACUGCUCCCUCCCGUCCUCUUUUUCUCGAUUCCUCGCCUCCGCUGGGAGCCGGCUCCAGUGUCCCAGGGACGUGGCCGGACGACGGAGCGCUGGUUGCCAUGGCGACUCUCCUCCUGGUGAGCGCAACGUCACCGUCACCUGUGUGCUGGCCGGGGACGUGGCUACUCCAGCUCUUCAGGCCCUGGCCUGGACCUUUUUCCCGGAGGUGCAUACCCAGGACCCAGCAAUGGCCAACAGGACCCUGAUGGCCACCGGCCAGGAAUCAGUGACCUUCAAGGAUGUGGCCGUAGACUUCACCCUGGAGGAGUGGGGCUGGCUGGAGCCUGGCCAGAGGGAGCUGUACCGAGAUGUGAUGCUGGAGAACUACCGGAACCUUCUCUCCCUAGGGGCAGGGCUUUCUGGGUCCAAACCCGACGUGAUCUCCCGUCUGGAGCGAGGGCAAGAGCCGAGGUCAGAGGAGAGAGAGGCCCAGCGAGUUACCUGUCCAGACUUGGAGGCAAGCUCUGUGACUUUUGGAAAGAUACCUCCAAAAAAGAGCAUUUCUGGAGAUUCAGCUUUCCCACCUGAGGGAACUUUAAGGGUUGUGCUUGGAGAUGCCAAGCUGGGGAAACCCAUGGCAUGUCACUGUUCAUUGGAGGACCCAAGAAAGCAGGAGAUGCAUUUGAGGUGUUUAUUUGCUACUGCCAGUGGAGACACCUCAGGGGAGAGAGGCCUUGGGUGUGACGAGCUUGGGAGAAGCCUUCGGCAGGCCCCUGCCCUCAUCAGGAAGCAACGAGUGCCCCAUGGAGACAGGCCCCAGAAGUGGAGCAGGCCCUGGAGGAACUUGAAACGCCAAAGGACCUUCGUGGAGAAGAAACCAUUUAACUGCACGGAAUGCGGGAAAGCCUUCAUUUACCAUUCCGACUAUAUUGUGCAUCAGCGAAUUCACACUGGAGAGAAGCCCUACAAGUGCCAUGACUGUGGGAAGGCAUUCAGCAACAGCUCGUAUUUCAUUCAGCACCACAUCGUCCACACAGGUGAGAAGCCCUAUGCCUGCCAUGAGUGCGGCAAGACCUUCACUCAGAGCUCUUCGCUCACCGAGCAUCAGAGGAUUCACACUGGAGAGAAGCCCUACAAGUGCAAGGACUGUGGGAAGGCCUUCACGCAGAGCUCGUCUCUCAUCAAACACCAGCGGUGCCACACUGGGGAGAAGCCCUACAAAUGCGGCCAGUGCGGGAAGUUCUACUCGCAGGUCUCCCACCUAACCCGCCACCAGAAAAUCCACACGGGGGAGAAGCCCUACAAAUGUGCAGAGUGCGGCAAGGCCUUCUGUCACACCUCCUCCCUGACCCAACACCAGACCAUCCACACUGGGGAGAAACCCUACAAAUGCAAUGAGUGUGGGAAAACCUUCAGCCACAGCUCAUCCCUGACUCAGCACCAGCGAGUCCACACUGGAGAGAAACCCUAUGAGUGCACUGAGUGCGGCAAAGCCUUCAGCCACAGCUCGUCCCUGACCCAGCAUCAGAGAAUUCACACUGGUGAGAAGCCCUAUGAGUGUCACAAGUGUGGGAAGGCUUACACACAGAUUUCCCACCUCAUGAGGCACCAGAGCACUCAUGUGGGGGAAAAGCCCUACAUAUGUAAUGAAUGUGGGAAGGCUUUCAGCCACACCUCAUCCUUCACCCAGCACCAGACCAUCCAUACUGGCGAGAAGCCUUACAAAUGUACCGAGUGUGGAAAAACCUUCAGCCAGAACUCCUCCCUCACACGCCACCAGAGGAUUCACACAGGGGAGAAACCCUAUGAAUGUAAAAUGUGUGGGAAAGCUUAUACCCAGAUCUCCCACCUCAUUCAACACCAGAGGGUUCACACCGGAGAGAGGCCCUAUGAGUGCAGUGAGUGUGGAAAAACCUUCAGCCGGAGCACACAUCUCAUUGAGCACCAGAAGAUCCAUACUGGCGAGAAGCCCUAUAAGUGUCAGGAGUGUGGGAAAACCUUCAGUCACAGCUCAUCCCUCACUCAACAUCAGAGAAUUCACACCGGUGAGAAGCCCUACACCUGCAAGGAAUGUGGGAAGGCCUUCAACCAAAGCAUUCACUUAAUCCAACACCAAAGGAUUCACACUGGAGAGAAGCCCUACAAGUGUCAUGACUGUGGGAAAACCUAUACCCAGAUCUCACACCUUCUCCAACAUCAGAAGGUCCACUCUGGCAGCAAACACUAUGCAUGUGAGGAGUGUGGAGAGGGUUUCAGCUGGAGUUCACACCUGACUCAACACCGGAGGCUUCACACUGGGCAGGAUGCCUAUAUUUGUGAUGAUUUUGAGAAAGCCCUUGCUUGGGGAACAGAGCUUGCUGAUCAUCAGAGAAUGCAUGCUGAUUAGACAACCUGAGUGUGUAAUGAGCUGUCUGUCCUGCAGAAGGUCCUAACAUCAUCAACACUAGGAACCUCAGGAAAAAUUUUGCCUUCAGGAACAGAUGGAUCCAGGGGCAUAAAUAGCCUUUAAGCCAUCUGCUCUUCAUCAACACUAGGGACUCUCCAGAGAAGGAUGCUAGCGCCAUAUGUUGAGAUAAUUUGUUCCUUUCUUCCCUAGAGGGAAGGUGGCACAGUUUUUCACUAACUGGGACAGGUUCUGAUCAUUUUGGGGGUUUCCCUUUCAUAUUUCCUUCACUUUACCAUGUCCCUAGAUUGUGGUAUAGUUAGGGGUUGGUCCAAAAUGGAUACUAUUUCAUCUGGUACCUUUGCUAAGAACAGCCCUCUCCAAGCUUUUAAAACUGAUUGAUCUUUCCUUAAAUUGGAGCCUGAAUAUUUAGU
Messenger RNA from Saimiri boliviensis boliviensis (Bolivian squirrel monkey), 3026 nucleotides. RefSeq lists its product as uncharacterized. NCBI's taxonomy places the organism in Eukaryota, Metazoa, Chordata, Mammalia, Primates, Cebidae. Gene Ontology annotation, molecular function: RNA polymerase II cis-regulatory region sequence-specific DNA binding; DNA-binding transcription factor activity, RNA polymerase II-specific. The record is from RefSeq and is a predicted model, not a curated record. Gene Ontology annotation, biological process: regulation of transcription by RNA polymerase II.